AUGGCGGAUGUGCCUGUUGUGAAGCAGGGUGGCUGGGGCGAUGAGAGCAAGGGAAAGACCACACGGAGGAACCGCGGCGAGUCGGCUCCCGAGGAAGAUGAGCGGCUGAAGAUGACAGUUCCUGUGGAGGAAGACUCUGACGAUGACAUUCCCGAGAUCCCGGAGCUGCAGGAUCAGGUGGAGGAAGAGGAAGACAUCACCACAAAGGUUGCUGAGGCGCCCACCGCAAACAUCCAAAUGGCGACCAUGGCAGACCUGGACAAGGAACUGUCCAGCACCCUCUCCUUCACACAGACGGACUCUGGCGUCGACCUGAAGCUCCUUAUCAACAAUCUCACACCAAGCCACCUCCUCAAAGAGGAGGACAAAGAAUGGGACUUUGUACACGUGUUCACGGAGAUCAAAUCAGAACUUGCGGCAGAAGAGGAGAAGAGCAAAAAGGACGAGGCAUCAUCAAAUGACCUCCUCGACAACCCAAUGGCCGCCAUCUGA
Molecule: messenger RNA, 492 nt
Organism: Salpingoeca rosetta
Lineage: Eukaryota; Choanoflagellata; Craspedida; Salpingoecidae
Exons: 6
Coding region: 1-492 (163 amino acids)
Biological process (GO): intraciliary retrograde transport
Cellular component (GO): intraciliary transport particle A; cilium
Source: RefSeq, a predicted model, not a curated record